Cricetulus griseus (Chinese hamster) is the source of this 3641-nucleotide messenger RNA. The record is from RefSeq and is a predicted model, not a curated record. Lineage: Eukaryota; Metazoa; Chordata; Mammalia; Rodentia; Cricetidae.
CUGACGUGGACCAGCGGCCCAUCAACUACUGUGAAACUGGUCUCCACAACUGUGAUAUCCCCCAGCGGGCCCAGUGCAUCUAUAUGGGUGGCUCCUCCUACACCUGCUCCUGUCUGCCUGGCUUCUCUGGGGAUGGCAGAGCCUGCCAAGAUGUGGAUGAAUGCCAGCUCAGCCGAUGUCACCCUGAUGCCUUCUGCUACAACACACCAGGAUCCUUCACAUGCCAAUGCAAACCUGGAUAUCAGGGGGAUGGCUUCCAAUGUGUUCCUGGAGAGGUGGGGAAAACGCGAUGUCAACUGGAGCGAGAGCACAUUCUUGGAGCAUCAGGCGUGGCAGAUGCCCAACAGCCCAGGCUGCUGGGGAUGUAUGUACCCCAGUGUGAUGAGUAUGGACACUAUGAACCCACCCAGUGCCACCAUGGCACUGGCUACUGCUGGUGUGUGGACAGAGAUGGUCGGGAACUGGAGGGUACCCGUACCCAGCCUGGGAUGAGGCCCCCAUGUCUGAGUACAGUGGCUCCCCCUAUUCAUCAGAGACCUGUAGUACCUACAGCCGUCAUCCCCCUACCCCCAGGGACUCACUUACUCUUUGCCCAGACUGGGAAGAUUGAACGCCUCCCUCUGGAGGGAAACACCAUGAAGAAGACAGAAGCCAAGGCCUUUCUCCAUAUCCCUGCAAAAGUCAUCAUUGGACUGGCCUUUGACUGUGUGGACAAGGUGGUUUACUGGACAGACAUCAGUGAGCCUUCCAUUGGGAGAGCCAGCCUACAUGGUGGAGAGCCAACCACCAUCAUUCGACAAGAUCUUGGAAGCCCUGAAGGCAUUGCCCUUGACCAUCUCGGCCGCAACAUCUUCUGGACAGACUCUCAGCUAGAUCGGAUAGAAGUUGCAAGAAUGGAUGGCACACAGCGAAGAGUGCUGUUUGACACGGGUUUGGUGAACCCCAGAGGCAUUGUGACAGACUCCGUAGGAGGGAACCUUUAUUGGACAGAUUGGAACAGAGAAAAUCCCAAAAUUGAAACUUCUUACAUGGAUGGCACCAACCGGAGGAUUCUCGCACAGGACAACUUGGGCCUGCCUAAUGGCCUGACCUUUGAUGCAUUCUCGUCUCAGCUCUGCUGGGUGGAUGCAGGCACCCAUAGAGCAGAAUGCCUGAAUCCGGCUCAGCCCAGCAGUCGCAAGGUUCUCGAAGGGCUCCAGUAUCCUUUCGCUGUGACGAGUUAUGGGAAGAAUUUGUACUACACAGAUUGGAAGACGAAUUCAGUGAUUGCCAUGGACCUCGCUAUAUCCAAAGAGAUGGAUGCCUUCCACCCCCACAAGCAGACCCGGCUAUAUGGCAUCACCAUUGCCCUGUCCCAAUGCCCUCAAGGCCACAACUACUGCUCAGUGAAUAAUGGUGGCUGUACCCACCUCUGCUUGCCCACUCCAGGGAGCAGAACCUGCCGAUGUCCUGACAACACCCUGGGAGUUGACUGCAUUGAACGGAAAUGAUGAAAAGAAUGCCUUGCUCCCUCUCCAAGUAUUUCACAGCAACACUCUACUUGAAAUGACUAAAAAAAAAAAAAAAAAAAAAAAAAAAAAAAAAACCUGACUGAAAAUUAUCCUGCAGUGGAGUGACCACUAGGCCCACGUCUAGCCUAGCCUGAGCCCCCACAACUUCCCCUCAACCUUCCCUGAAACAGUCACCCCGAGCUCAGUAAUGGGCAAGUCUGUACCCCAACAUGAGGGCAGGACCCCCACAUACUUUCUGACCCCACUAUUCAGACAAGAUUAUAGAGUUCUGAAUAAAAAAGCCAAUGUAGUGGUGCAUGCCUGUAACCCUAGCACUUGGGAAGUGGAGGCGGGAAGAUCAGAAGUUCAAGGUAAUCUUGUCUAUGUAGCAGGGUUCAAAGACAGUUUAGAUUGCAUGAUACCCAGUCCCAAAAAGAAAAGAAUUCAGGGUGAAAAUUAUGUGUUCAUUCCAGAGCCAUAGGACCUUUCCCUAAUCUUAGACUCCUCCAUGGUAAGCAGACCUCCGAAGACCUAAUCACAAUAAUUCUCUGUGGUAUCACAAGCUCAUCUGUUACUGUGAGGUGCCUGAGAGCUUGCCAGUUUCUCAACAUAGCAUCCAGGUCCAGCUUAGGCAAGGUUAUGAGUCAUACUUUUUCUCUCAGUACUCUAAUCUCUGUCUCCAUGCUCCCACCUAACUACUCUCCUGCUCUGUACCACCUCCCCCUGUUUAAAACCCUGAUUUUAGUGAGUAUGAUUUACCAUGUGAUCAAAGCCCAAUUGUAUCCUAGGAAUUCACGGUAUUUGGUGGAUGGUAAUAAGCAGCUCCUCCCAGAUUAUAAAAUCCUGGUGUUUCAGCGGUGGCCAUUUAUAGUCAAGUGGGCAAGUCAAAGAAAUGUCCUGUGAGAGGAAUGUCAAGAUGUAGAGUGAGGUUAGGGGAUUAUUAUUUUGAUGUGUCUUGAAUUGUAGCAAAUUCUUCCUCUUUGCCAAAGUACCUGUAUUUACAUCUAGUCUACGAUGGCAUGUGAGUCUUUAGCCCCACUGCUGGUACUGGUUUCCAAGUAUUCUUAUUGGCUAGUCAUCUAAGGGCCCAGGCUAGGGUAGGGCUUGAGCAAAGUAGUGGCCCAUCAUAGUCCCUUAAUUUUAGAAUUGUAUCUUUGUUUCCUCCUCUCUCUAUGUUUUUUUCUGGCUAGAUGUUCAUCUGAAGACCCAACCUGGGAAGAUCUAACUGGGUAUUUCUACUAGUGGUUCAGACCCUUAAUUGCUAACUGGUAUAGUUCAAGGGAUGUUGCUGCCUUCCAAGUAUCUGUCUGUCAUUUGUGUCAAAAAUGUCCUCUGACCAUUUGCAUAACCACUAUUCAUUCUAUCUAUCUAUCUAUCUAUCUAUCUAUCUAUCUAUCUAUCUAUCUCCUUUUUGAACUGCUUCCAAGACACUUAAAGCAAUAGAAAUUUUGGAUUUAAAGUCAAACAUCAGAAGUUCAGUUCAGCACAGUGUAGAGUAAGGGCAUAGACAAGACUCAGUGGGAAUAUGGACGGAGAACAGGAAUGGAAAACUGAAGAGGAAAUUGUGGGGGAAGGGUUUAAAGGCAGCUAAAACUAAAACCCUUAAAUAACUUCGGAGAAAAAUGGCACAUUUUGCAAAAGAAUGCUAGUCCUUGAAGACAUAGAAGACCUUGCCUGAUGCUUCUCUUGGGGAACAGAGCCCCCUAUCUCUUUUCCUUCUAGCUUCAUCAUACUCAGCCUCCAAUCCCAUCUCCUCUUACCUCCAUCUCAACCUGCUUACAUUGGACUGGGAACCUGAAUUGGGAGGGAGUCUUUACUUAAACAAUCAGAAUUUAUAUCACAAGAUUUAGGGGUCAUGUGAAUCUUCUGUGCAGCCUCAUAAGGAGGCCUCAGUUGUUUUUUAGUCAUUUUUAUGAAGCCCACUCUCUCAUGUUCCUCCCAUCUUUUAUAACUUUUAUUCAUUUUACUAGGUUCCUUCUAAAAUGUUUUACAUGAUAAAUUCUUCAACUGUGGAAACCACUGAAGGUGCUUAUUAAUGGUUCUCCAGAUGUACACAAGUAUUGGAUGACUCCUUGAGUUUACAACUGUACAAAUAUUAGUACAGAAAAUUAAAAAAAAACUGUUAAAAAUAAAAUCUUAUUUUGUCUUGUU